Molecule: messenger RNA, 1302 nt
Organism: Wallemia ichthyophaga EXF-994
Lineage: Eukaryota; Fungi; Basidiomycota; Wallemiomycetes; Wallemiales; Wallemiaceae
Product: Actin-related protein 3
Exons: 5
Coding region: 1-1302 (433 amino acids)
Biological process (GO): Arp2/3 complex-mediated actin nucleation
Cellular component (GO): Arp2/3 protein complex; actin cortical patch
Molecular function (GO): actin filament binding
Source: RefSeq, a predicted model, not a curated record
AUGGCCGCUCGACAAGCACCAAUCGUAAUAGAUAAUGGAACUGGCUGGACAAAGAUGGGUUUCGCUGGCAAUUCGGAGCCCAGCUUCGUAUUUCCAACAGUCAUGGGUCUCCCUCACUCUCAAUCCGCUACUGGCUCCUCAGGUCCUGGCCGCCCAAGCGUUGCGGCUAAACCAUCACACUUGGCUUCAAAGAGGGGAAUUGACGAUUUAGACUUCUACAUUGGUGACGAAGCUAUCAAAAACUCUAAAAGCUACGGCCUCAAUUACCCUAUUAGACAUGGUCAGAUUGAUAACUGGGAUUUAAUGGAAAGGUUCUGGGAGAAAUCCAUCUUCCAAUACCUCAGAGCCGAGCCUGAAGAUCACCAUGUCCUGUUGACUGAACCUCCUCUUAACGCCCCAGAGAACAGAGAGUCGAUGGCUGAAAUCAUGUUCGAAUCUUUCAAUGUUCAGGGUUUGUACAUUGCCGUACAAGCUGUCUUGGCUUUGGCUGCAAGCUGGACAUCCUCUAAAGUCACUGAUCGUACUCUCACUGGUACCGUUGUCGAUUCUGGUGACGGUGUUACUCACGUCAUUCCAGUCGCCGAAGGUUACGUUAUCGGCUCAUCCAUUAAACACAUCCCAAUUGCAGGUAGAGAUAUUACCAACUUCGUUCAACAACUGCUUAGAGAGCGUGGUGAAACUGUGAAUAUCCCUCCAGAAGACCAAAUGAGAGUUAGUGAAAGGAUCAAAGAAGACUACUCGUACGUCUGCCAAGAUAUCGUUAAGGAAUUCAGAAAGUACGAUCAAGAUCCUUACAACUGGUUCGAAAGAUAUCAGGGUGAGCAUUCUGUGACAGGCAGACAAUACGGCGUGGAUGUAGGAUACGAAAGAUUUUUAGCACCGGAGAUUUUUUUUAAUCCUGAAAUAUACUCGAGUGACUUCUUAACGCCAUUACCAAAUGUAGUCGAUGAAGUCAUUUCAAGCUCACCAAUUGAUGUCAGAAGAGGACUUUACAAGAACAUAGUUUUAUCCGGCGGAUCAACAAUGUUCGACCACUUUGGCGCCAGGCUGAAGAGAGAUUUGCGUCAAUUGGUCGAUACCAGAUUGACAAACUCGGAAUUGCAGUCAGGAAACUUGCAAAAGUCAUCUGGCGUUGAAGUCAACGUUAUUUCACACAAAAGACAGAGACACGCUGUCUGGUUUGGUGGUUCUCUGUUGGCUGGUUUGCCAGACUUCUAUACGAGCUGCUAUUCUAAAGCUGACUAUGAUGAGAUUGGGCCAUCGAUUUGUCGUCGCUAUUCUAUCUUUGGUAGCAGCACUUAG